GGCGUUUAGUUUUUGUUCAUUCUACAUUAUGACCUCGAAUGUUUUCAUCGAGAGUUCAUUUGUUGAAUAUCUGUCAACAAAAAAAAGGGAACAUUGCUGGUUUUAUCUGGGAUAAAAUAAGUUUAAGUGCAGUAACAUUCCGAAAAAUGUCCAGUUUCAACCAGGAAUUCAAGGAGCGAUUCUUUAGAGGGGCCGCUUCGGGGGAAAUUGAUGACGUCAGACUGUAUAUUAAAGGUAAUGUAGACCUUAACGAACGGAACGAGCGCGGCUGGACGGCCCUGAUGUUUGCCGCGCGCAACGGACACUUGCAUGUUGUCAGGGAGCUCGUGCAGCACGGGUACGGAGUGGUGGUUAACAGGGAUAAUGUGCAACCAGACUGUGACACGUCAGUGAUCAACAGUACCGGUCAGACAGCGCUAGAUAUCGCUCUCUUCUGGAACCAUGGAGACGUGGCGCGUCAUCUACAGGCGGGGCAACGUUACCUGCAUCCGGAUGACAACUUCCGCAACUACUUUUCGCUAAACACGCUCAACAGGUGUUCCGAUAAACGGAAGGACCGAGGAUGGUUGGCAAAUAAAAUUAACGACGCAAACACGCGUUUCGUAGUCUUUCGUAAUUUGGAAGUUUUGGCGACAAAAUUGCCGAAGAGUUCUAGUAUGUAUCGCUACGAACUAGGGAAAAUAGAAAUGAAACCCAUAGAGACCAUAUUAGCUUGUAAUCCUGUUACAAUAUUUUUGGGUCUCGUUCAAGAAAAUAGACAGGUGCCUUUGACUUUUAAAGAACCGGCCCUUUUCGCCGUCGAUCUAUCCACUAUGUCGGAGGAGGAUGUCCGUGCCCUGUCACCCGGAAGUGAGCUUUUGCCUGGGUAUCCGGCUGCAAUGCAGCUUCUUCCAGCGGAAGCCGGUAUAUUCGCGGAGGCGCGCUCGAUGCUGGCGUGGCACGAUCGCUACCAGUUCUGUCCCACGUGCGGCUCAAGCACGCGAUUAGAGGAGGGAGGCUACAAGCGUGAAUGCGCGAAUUUGGAGUGCCGCAGUCACAAAGGUGUACACAACACGUGUUAUCCUCGCACGGACCCGUCCGCCAUCAUGCUCGUCGUGUCACCAGACGACAAGAGGUGUCUCCUGGGAAGGUCGCAACGUUUUCCCGCCAAAAUGUACUCCUGUCUCGCGGGAUUCAUGGAACCAGGUGAGACGCUAGAGGACGCCGUAAGACGGGAAGUAGAAGAGGAGAGCGGGGUAAUUGUCGACCGGGUGGAGUACCACAGCAGCCAGCCUUGGCCCUUCCCCGCGUCUCUCAUGCUCGGCUGUAUCGCGCAUGCCACCACGGAGACGGUCAAGAUCGACGAAACCGAGUUAGAAGACGCUCGCUGGUUCAACCGACCGGAAGUGGUUCAGAUGCUCACGCGGCAGCACCCUCAAGGCCUCUUCGUUCCGCCGGAACAGGCGGUUGCACAUCAGAUCAUUAAGACGUGGGUCAGACGAACCGCAAACCUCUGAGCAUUAUAAUUAUUAAUUUACAUCUAGUGUUCUACCAGUUAACAUUAUACACACAUUUAUAGGGUUUUGGCAACAAUGGGUAACCGGUCUUCGAAUAAAAACAGAGAGUUCUGUAGAUUGAAAAAUGGAAAAAAACGUUUGACUCAAAAGUCCUGGAGGUUACGAAAUCCAAGACAGCGUAAGAUAACAUAAGAUAAAUAUGACUCAAUUUGAACAAUUACUUUUAUUAGCUGGCGGUUUGCUAUUUUAUUGUCUUAACUGUCUUAAAUCUUAAUGCACAUGUAUAAGUAUUUAAUAUUUAUUUAAUGUUAACAUUUUUAAAUUAAGAGUUAUAAAAAAAUUCUGUUCACGUAU
Messenger RNA from Dreissena polymorpha, 1850 nucleotides. RefSeq names its product NAD-capped RNA hydrolase NUDT12-like. Gene Ontology annotation, molecular function: NADH pyrophosphatase activity; protein binding; metal ion binding. The transcript is spliced from 7 exons. Gene Ontology annotation, cellular component: cytosol. The coding region runs from base 39 to 1496 and encodes 485 amino acids. Lineage: Eukaryota; Metazoa; Mollusca; Bivalvia; Myida; Dreissenidae. The record is from RefSeq and is a predicted model, not a curated record. Gene Ontology annotation, biological process: NAD+ catabolic process; NADP+ catabolic process.